Anopheles moucheti is the source of this 2486-nucleotide messenger RNA. RefSeq names its product transmembrane protein 135-like. Bases 627 to 2021 code for a protein of 464 amino acids. The transcript has 6 exons. The record is from RefSeq and is a predicted model, not a curated record. NCBI's taxonomy places the organism in Eukaryota, Metazoa, Arthropoda, Insecta, Diptera, Culicidae.
UCCACUUUUUCCUUGCUUCACAACAAAAUAGGAAAUUGCUGCGGGCUUAUCAGAGCAACAUAUCGCGCUUGAACAUUGCGUUACUCAAUAGUGUAGACCCGUUCUCGGAACAUUGUCGCGGUGCAGUGAUUAAUUUGCCUUAGGAGGUAGAAGUUUAGACUGGCAGUAGCAGCAGCAACAGUAUCAGCAGUACCAGCAUACCAGGCCAAAAUAUUAGGCUGUGCAAAAUGAGGUGAAACCAUAGGCAUUACAAUCUUCCGGAGAUGAUUCUCUUGCAAGCUUAAGUCGUUGUAAACAAACGGAUCCAGGAUCGCAAGGGUUACUUUAUCAUCGUAGAUUACGGCUGUGCGAUAAAAGGGAUCUUGCCAUCGGACGGGUGUACUCAUCGCGUACAUGCACAAAUCGUUCAGUACAGUUCCUGGGUGUUUCGGUAAAGUGCCGCAUUUGGUUGACGGUUAGCCGAUAAUUAAUCGUGCCUGUUGUUCGUGCGGCAAUCGCGCUACCUCCAGGAAGGACAAGUACAAGGACGGGCUAGCACAAAAAGGAAACGGCGGUGCCUGUGCGGUACGUUUCGGAUACUGAAACCGGUCGGUUUGCUUGCGCAAACUGUUUUUGAACGUGCGAAGAUGCAGGUGCUAAGCAAGAUGACUCCGGUGCCCGUCACCUGCCUGGAGUAUGUGCAUCCAUGGACGCAAUCGUGCACACUGGCAACGGCGGAACUAAUGGUCGUCGGUGUGCAGUACUGCCUUCGAAUAUAUGCUGCAGUGUAUGCGCUCUCUCUCAUAAUGCGUGGCCGCAUACCAACGCUGCCAGAGCUAAAGAAGACACUACGCGGUUGGCUCCAAUCGACCGCUUUCCUAACAACCAAUGCCUUUAGCUAUUCGAUGCUUAUGUGCAGCAUACGACGAGUGAUGGGAAAUUAUAACUUCUACACAGCAUCGUACGUGCCGGCAUUCCUAGCGGCUCUCAUUUCCAUCAUGGUGGAACGUUCUUCCAGGCGAGCGAUGUUGGCACUGUACGUGUCCAAUGUGGCUACCGAAACCAUGUGGAAUAUAUUGCAGUCCCGAGGGUACGUCAGAUCCAUCCCACACGGUGAGAUCGCCAUCUUCGGACUGUCCACCUCGGUGCUGAUGUACUGCUUCCGGAAAAAUCGCCAAGAAGCGUACCGGGACUCAAUGUUUGAUGUUGUGCGGUUUGCGAUUGGCGACAGUGAGGUGAUGAAGGUGGCACCGGUUCCCGCGGCAGCAGAGGAACCAACACCAACCACCCGUGAACCAAACACACGUGUUUCGAAGGGCCCGAAAUAUCCGUUGCCAUUCAUACAGGCUGUGCUGAAAGCCUAUCUACAGCUGACCGGACGCCUGAAGUCGAUGGGAAAGCAUAAAUUGUGUCGCCAUCGUCACGGAUGCCUUUACGAUACGCUCUCUAGCGGUACGCGCAUGUUUUCGAUCGGUCUUGGCAUACAAGUCGUGAUGAAAACGGUGCUCCAGAUGCGAAAGUUCAUUAGCCGCCCGGCAUUGAUACGUAAAACGUUCCUUAACAAGGAUAUAGCUCGAUUGGGUCUAUUCCUUGGUGGAUUCACCUCUAUUUAUAAGAUGUCUUCCUGUCUGCUACGUCAUUUUACUGACAGUGACAGUCCAAUGUUUGCCUUCCCUAGCGGACUUUUAGCUAGUGUCGCAUUCGCCUUCUACUCUGACAACACGAUUGCCUUGUACAUUAUGUGGAAAACGUUACAGAUAACGUACAACUGGGGUAUAGAGAAAGGUUACUUACCACGGGUGCCCGGAUUCACCGUCAUGCUGUACGCUGCCAGUACGGCGCUAUUAUUUCACGCUGCCACAAUCGAACCGGAAAAUUUGCGGCCCAGCUACUGGAAAUUUUUACACUCCAUCUCUGGUGGAAGGAUUUGCAUCAUGGAUCGUAGCGGGUUCGAUGUGUACGGUUUGGACACUUCCGGGCAAAUCCGUACAAUGAUGCAGCUGUGCAAAACGGAACCAAUCCUACAGGGACAAUUAAGCUGAGAAGCGGUACGUGAACCGUCUCCGCUUACAGAAAUGUAAUUUCUGUUCGACUUCCAAAUCCAUAAACGGCACUGUUAACAGUGUGUUUACAAAGCUUUGAGCUACGGGGCAUAGGGGUUUAACAAAAAUGAAAUAACGAAAUCAAAGAUUAGUUAACACGAACGAACAGUCCAGCAAAUGUGACAACGUUUUUGCUUUUUAAACGCUACGUAGUUGUCGCUACGUAGUUGUCGUACGGCUUUUUACGCUAGCAUACGCAUCAAUUAUCACAGAGAAGGUAACUAGCGCACUUAAGCAAAUGCGGGUACAGUAGGAUUAAAAACGUAAUUCAAUUACUUGUUAAGCGGGUGAUGUUUAUGUUUGUUGCUUUUGUUACUUUUGAAUCGUGCAUGUUUUCUUGUUUUUAGUUUAGGAAAAAUGUUUAAAAAGGGAUAAGUUUCGUUGUACUCGUAUAAUUGAAUGACA